UGAGUGCGCGCAUGUCCUUGUGAGGGUGAACCGAGGCUCAGCACACUGCCGCAGACACACACCGCCGCAGACACACAGACAUGAAUCACCUCCUGAGAGUUCCCGCUCUGGCCGGCCGGGCCUUCAGCAGCUCGGCCCGGACGCUGAGGAACCGAGUCCCGGAGAACCAGAAGAUCUUCCAGGCGGACAACGGCCUCCCAGUUCACCUGAAGGGAGGAACCCUGGACGCUGUGCUCUACCGGGCGACCAUGACCAUCACCAUGGCAGGAACAUGCUACUCUCUCUACUGGCUCUUCACGGCCUCGAUGCCUCAGAAGAAACCCUAGAGAACAAACGGGCUCCGUCUAUCACCUGGAGGACGAUGCUCGUUGUGUUUGUCCUGUUUCAUUUCCUCAAUAUUUGAAAUCAGAGUUUUUGCAGAGUUGUAAAAAUGUCCUUUAAUAAAAGUGAGAGAUUGUG
Molecule: messenger RNA, 459 nt
Organism: Limanda limanda (common dab)
Lineage: Eukaryota; Metazoa; Chordata; Actinopteri; Pleuronectiformes; Pleuronectidae
Gene: cox7a1
Product: cytochrome c oxidase subunit 7A1, mitochondrial
Exons: 4
Coding region: 81-326 (81 amino acids)
Biological process (GO): regulation of oxidative phosphorylation; mitochondrial electron transport, cytochrome c to oxygen; mitochondrial respirasome assembly
Source: RefSeq, a predicted model, not a curated record